AUGGCUUCUAUUCUCAAGUUGCAAGUCAUUACCGGUGCAUAUAAUGAAGGAGCUUUGGCUUAUCUUUUACAAACAGACGAUUUUCGAUUUUUACUUGAUUGUGGUUGGGAUGAAAAUUUUUCUCCAGAAAUCAUCGAAGAAUAUAAACGUCAUAUUAAAUCAAUUGAUGCUGUAUUAAUUACGUAUCCCGAUAUCUAUCAUCUUGGUGCAUUGCCUUAUCUUGUUGGACACUGCGGUUUGAAAUGUCCAGUUUAUGCAACAAUUCCAGUCUACAAAAUGGGUCAAAUGUUCAUGUAUGAUCUACAUCAAAGUCGUUCGAAUAGUGAAGAUUUUACAUUAUUUACACUUGAUCACGUUGAUGCUGCAUUCGAUCUUUUUGUUCAAAUGAAAUAUGAUCAAUCAAUUCAACUUGAAGGAAACGGACAAGGUUUAACGAUAACACCGUUACCAGCUGGCCAUAUGAUUGGUGGAGCUAUAUGGAAAAUUUCGAAAGAAGGCGAAGAAGAAAUUGUCUAUGCAGUUGAUUAUAAUCAUAAAAAAGAACGACAUUUGAAUAGUUCAAAUCUGACGAAAAUUAUUCGACCUACAUUGCUAAUUACAGAUGCCUUGAAUACAAAAUAUUCUCAAGGACAACGAAAAACAAAAGAUGCUCAAUUGUUGACAACUAUUUUGGAAACAAUGCGACGCGAUGGAAAUGUUUUAAUUUGUGUUGAUACGGCCGGUCGUGUUCUUGAAUUAGCUCUUCUCUUAGAACAAUUAUGGCGAAAUGAGCAAUCUGGUUUAUUCGCGUAUUCAUUAGCUCUAUUGAAUAAUUUUAGCUAUCAAGUAAUCGAAUUUGCACGCUCACAAGUCGAAUGGAUGUCAGAAAAAAUAGUUCGACAAUUUGAAGAAAAUCGUGCUAAUCCAUUUCAUUUACGAUAUGUUAAAUUGUGUCAUGACCUUAGUGAAUUGGACAAAAUUCGUGCACCAAAAGUUGUAUUAGCUAGUCAACCUGAUUUAGAAUCUGGUUUUGCUCGAGAUUUAUUUAUUCAAUGGGUUGAAAACGAUAAAAAUAGUAUUAUAUUAACAACACGAACAUGCCCAGGAACAUUAGCAAGAGAACUAAUUGAUAAACCAAAUCUGACAUCGAUCGAAGUUGAAGUACGUCGUAAAGUUCCACUCGAAGGUGCUGAAUUAGAAGAAUAUAUGGAACGACAGCGAGUUCUCAACGAAGAAAAUGCUGCCAAAGCUCAAGCAGAAAAGAAAAAAGCUCGUAAAUUAUCUAAACGUUCGGUUGAUGACGAAAUACGAAUUGAGGUUGAUGUUGCUGCUGAUGAUUUUGCAGAAGAAGAAGAUGACGACGACGAUGACGAUGAUGAAAAUCAAGCGAAUAAUAAAUCAAAGUCAUCCGUAGCUGAUACUAUAAUCGAUACUGGUCUUCCUGAUGAUGUUAAAGCAAGUCCAUUACUUACGCCAUCGGCAAAUCGUCUUGCAACUCUAUCUCCAUUUGCGCCAAAACGUAAAGGAUUCGCUAUGUUUCCAUAUAAAGAAGAAAAAUAUGCUUGCGAUGAUUAUGGCGAAAUCAUUAAUCCAAAUGACUACAUGAUUAUUGAAACCAAACCAUCAGUAGCAAGUGAUUUUUCACCGAUGAAUUUCGGCGAUUCCGAUGAACGACAUCCAUCAAGUGAAUUAAUGGAUAUAACAAAUAGCACGAAUUUAGCACCAGAUAUGAUGGCAAUGAUGAUUCAACAGGCAUCAGGCGUUCUACCAAAUAAUCCAUCGCAACAUCCAUUAAUUCAACAAGUUCAACAUCAACCAUCUUCGAUACCCUACAAAACUAUACGUGAUAAGCGCGAAUUAAAAAUAAAUGCUAAAGUCAUAUAUGUAGAUUUUGAAGCACGCAGUGAUCGAGAGUCAAUUGAAAAAUUACUAAAUCAAAUUAAACCAAAAAAUUUAAUAUUCAUUCAUGGUACACAAGAUUGUAUUGAACAAUUAGAAAAGUAUUGCACAGUAAAACAAAUUGUCCAAGGAAGAAUAUUUUCACCGAGAGUCGGAGAAAUCGUUGAUGCAACAACCGAAAGAAAUCUUUAUCAGAUUAAACUCAAAGAUAGUUUACUUAGUUCUAUUACAUUUUCAAAAACACGUGAUGUUGAUGUUGCUUGGGUCGAUGGUGUUAUCAGUCAUGGUGGGCCACCACCUGCAACGCCACUUGGAACAACAACAUUUACCACUGUUGGUCAAGCUAAUACGGAAUGGUAUUUAAAUCCUGUAUCACGUGAAGUUAAAGAUCAGAUGCCACCUCAUCCGUGUGUAUUUGUGAAUGAACCAAAGUUACUCAAUCUUAAAAUGAUUCUUAUUCAACAGCAUGGGCUUAAAGCUGAAUUUGUCGGCGGAGUUCUAACUUGUGAAGAUACAGUGGCUAUUAAACGAAAUGAAACAGGUAAAAUAAUUCUCGAAGGUGCUCUAUCCGAUACGUAUUACAAAGUUCGACGAAUCUUAUAUGAUCAAUAUGCGAUAUUGUAA
Molecule: messenger RNA, 2502 nt
Organism: Rotaria socialis
Lineage: Eukaryota; Metazoa; Rotifera; Eurotatoria; Philodinida; Philodinidae
Source: the annotation of a GenBank genome assembly